UAAUUAAAGUUUUCCUUUCAGUUCUUCCCCGACACUCAAACUUAGUCGUUCCGCUCUGAUCCUAGAAUGCGUGUUCAUGCUGCAUCGAUAGAUAUAAUUUUCUUUAAUAAUGCGAUUCUUAGAAUAGUUAUCUAAUUUUCCUCUGGGGUUAACAAGCAAGGAAACGGAACGGGAAUUAAUAUAGGUAAAACUUCUUCAUUCGGGAAACUUGUUCUUAUAACGAGAGCAACAAAAAAAUGGAAUACGUUUUCGAUGUGUUUUUCGAGGAGUCGUUUUUGGUUAUGGAACGGAGUGGUCUGAAAUCGCGUAGCGGUCGACGGGACGUGAUUGACCACUUGAACGCGGUGAUCUCUGGGUGCGUGCAGGGCCGAGAGACUGCCAGCGUGCAGCUGGCGGUCAGUUUGGCCGUCAAAUCGGCCAUUGAUUACCAUCGGAAGAUGAAAAGUGAUAAUUUCGCAAUAUGCAUGAUGGGUAAGUAUCACAAUGUGCUCUACAUAGCCGUGAGGAUCGCUUGGGACUGGAGCCUGGAGGAUUCAGAAGUGAUCGGGUGUUUGCUGGAGGAGAUCUAUGCGUGCGAAAAAACUUUUGAAAGGAUUUUUCUGGGAGCCCUGUUCGGAUCGACUGCACCACAUUUCAUCGCGGGCUGGAAGAGUGACUUUAACGACCAGGACGAGAAUCUGCGAGCCUUGGUGUUUUUUCUACACCAUGCAGGGCGAAACAAGUCGUGCUUCCCAAGUUACUCAUACGCUUACCAUGAUAUACUACCCAAAAAAUUCAUAGACAUUCCCAUUGAAUCUUGUGGGAAAGCGGCCCCUCUACGGGUGGCCAUUCAAGCGUCAGCUCCGGAUAUUCUCAUGAUCCUACUGCGUCAUGGAGCCGAUCCGAACCCCGAUGAUGGCGGAGCUUCUCCGAUCAUUAGCAUUCUGGACAAACUGCUCGAUUAUGAAAACCGUGCCUAUCCGUAUCAAUUAAUUUCAUGCCUAGAGCUGCUGCUCCGUUGCAACGCAAUGGUUGAGCUUCCUUAUAAGCCACAUCUUUUCCACGCACGCAGGGAAAUGUUCGAGAUAAAGUAUGCAGUACUGCUGGCAGACAAGGUUAUCCCACCGAAUCAGUUCUUCGGAGUUCCUCCACUGAAAGCAAUAUGUCGUUGCCAUGUGCGCAAUCAGCUGCGAAACUGCUUCCAGCUGCCACGUGGAAUCAACAAGUUACUUGUUCCCAGAAAAAUUAAAAAAUACCUUGACCUGCUGGAUUGAUCCAGGUCAGUCAUGAGGAACCACUUACUUAUAGGUCGUUUCGCUGAUGUUGAUCUUCCCAUGAACACCAGUAGUCUCCGUUCGACUCGUCAGGUUGACCGUGUUUCCGAACAAACAAUAACGCGGCAUCCGAUUUCCUAUCACCCCCGUUACGACCUCUCCCGAGUGGAUACCGAUUGUAAUUUUCUGUUCAAUAAAUGUCAAAAAAAUUGCGUAGCAAUUCAAA
Messenger RNA from Wyeomyia smithii (pitcher-plant mosquito), 1479 nucleotides. RefSeq lists its product as uncharacterized. The record is from RefSeq and is a predicted model, not a curated record. NCBI's taxonomy places the organism in Eukaryota, Metazoa, Arthropoda, Insecta, Diptera, Culicidae. Gene Ontology annotation, molecular function: protein binding. The coding region runs from base 237 to 1253 and encodes 338 amino acids. The transcript is spliced from 4 exons.